GAUGUACUUGUCAAAAUAACAGAAAAUUAAAGAAAAAUCACAAAAAUCAUAAAUAUUAGCAUAUAUGGUUUUAGAAGAUUACAAUCCCCAUGUUCAUAGAGAAGAAUACAUCGCUCAUCCGACGAAUAAUGCAGAAACAUUUUUUCAUCUUAUAAAAGGUGUUUUGGGCACAGGAGUAUUAGCUAUGCCGGAAGCUUUCAAAUAUGCAGGAAUGUAUAAUGGUAUAAUAUUCUUAUUGACUUUAGCAGUAUUUGUAACAUACUGUUUACAUAUUUUAGUUAGGACUCAAUAUAUACUCUGUAAAAAGAAACAAACAGGACUUUUGUAUUAUGCCGAUUCCAUGAUUGUUGCAUGUGAGGUAGGACCAGGGUGUUUCAAGAAUCUAGGAUCUAUUCUCUCGUUUAUGACGGACUUCUUUAUGAUCUUUUACCAAAUAGGUACCUGUUGCGUCUACUGGGUCUUCGUCGGGGACAAUCUGAAAUACGUCGUAGACAAUUAUUAUAAAAACAACUUUUCCAAACAAAUCUACAUGCUAUUUUUAUUUGUGCCCCAUUGUCUAGGCAUGUGCAUCCGGAAUUUAAAACUCUUGGCACCAUUUUCCUUAGUGGCCGACGUCAUUACGUUUGUAACCUUUGCUGUUGUGUACUACUACAUUUUUUCAGACCUACAGUCCAACUUUACAGAUAGGCCUGCAUGGGGAUCCGCCAUUGAUUUUCCAUUAUUUUUUGGUACGGUACUGUUUUCCUUGCAGAGUGUGCCCGUUGUGAUAUCUGUCGAAAAUAACAUGAAGACGCCAGCAUUUUUCAGGAAAUGGUACGGGCAGCUGAAUGUUGGGUUCGGGCUGCUGACGAUAUUUUAUUUUUUUGUCGGUGUUUUUGGUUAUUGGAGAUAUGGUGAAGAUAUUAAGUCUGCAAUUACAAUGAAUUUUCCAAAAGAAGAAAUUUUAGCACAAGUAAUCAUAAUAUCUUACUGCAUCGCCAUUUUCCUUUCCUAUUUGCUCAACGCGUAUGUUCCCAUACAUAUUUUGGAAGAACGUUACAUUUAUCCUAAGCUAAACGAAGAUGCCACUGAACGAAAAAAAUUUUGGAUCGAUAUGGCUCUAAGAUUUUUAUAUGUCUGUGUAACAUGCUUGAUAUCUACAACAAUACCCCUUUUAGGAUUAAUAAUUUCCUUGUGUGGGGUAUUUUGUACGACCCACUUAGGAAUCAUCUUUCCCCCCCUUAUGGAAAUAUGUGCCCUAUGGGAGGAUGAACGUUCAAAACCGAAAACUCUGCUAUUUUGGAAAAGUGUGGCUAUUAUUAUAUUUGGGAUAUUUUCUAUGGUUAUCGGAGUGUACGCUACUAUAAAGGCAAUGGUAGAGCAGUUGGAAGUGGAAUAUAUGCAAAUUACUGUUAGCGCAGCUACCUCUUUAGCUACAACUAUUAGUUCUAAUGGAACUACCACUAUAUAAUAAUAUAUGUAUAUAAAUACUUACUGUUAUAUGUGAAAUUUAAUAUUUUUUAUGUAAUAGUGUAAUAUGAUCGUAAGGAGUUCAUAAUUUAAUAAUGUGGUAUAUAUUUUACUUAUAUUUAUAUUUUAUUGUCUUAAUCCUUUUCAA
This is a messenger RNA of Anthonomus grandis grandis, 1597 nucleotides long. Its product is annotated as proton-coupled amino acid transporter-like protein CG1139. Gene Ontology annotation, cellular component: vacuolar membrane. The record is from RefSeq and is a predicted model, not a curated record. Lineage: Eukaryota; Metazoa; Arthropoda; Insecta; Coleoptera; Curculionidae. Gene Ontology annotation, biological process: amino acid transmembrane transport. The transcript is spliced from 7 exons. Bases 65 to 1450 code for a protein of 461 amino acids. Gene Ontology annotation, molecular function: amino acid transmembrane transporter activity.